Molecule: messenger RNA, 9812 nt
Organism: Xyrichtys novacula (pearly razorfish)
Lineage: Eukaryota; Metazoa; Chordata; Actinopteri; Labriformes; Labridae
Source: the annotation of a GenBank genome assembly
GGACACAGAAGUGUACCCCUGUGCAAGAGUCAUCUCUCAGUUGAUGAGCAAUUCAUUUUAUCCCAUAUAUUUACGAGAACUGGAAACACGUUUGAUUUAACUAACGCGACGUUUCACAGCAUUCUGUACUCUUUGAAGGAAGAACCGUUCUUUUUCGCGAUACAUUGUUCUACCCGGAGUACUACCGCGGUAGCACACAACAACAAAAACACGGAAAAAACAAGAAUCAGCUGACACAACUCGUUGAAGCUGCACCGUGUCACCGGUUUUUGACCGAAUCGAGCACUGUGACAAAUGGAAGACCAAGAGAUGCAACUGAAAGUCCGGCGAGGUAAACACUUGCCGAGUAAAACAGCAGGAAUACUCACCUCAUCAUUGCUAAAUCUGUUUUAGCUUCGAUUAGCCGCGAAGCUAAUGCUAUCUUAAACGUCAAGGGAGUCGUGCAACUUCCCUGUUUCACGCAGCUAAAUGUUUUAAUUUCUAACUGUGCCUAUGUGUAUCACGCUCUUGUGUCUUGUUUUUUCUCCUGCAGUGACUGACAAGUUCACAGAGAGCAUGUAUGUCCUCGCUAACGAGCCGUCAGUUGCUCUGUACAGACUGCAGGAGCACGUUAGGAGGUCCCUGCCUGAACUGGUCCAACAUAAGGUAUUUACCUUCAUCCUGUGCUUUAACCUGGACACUGAGAGAAACAUAAAGCUUAAGAAUUAGUUUUAAUUGUAGUAUUCCAAUGGACAUCAUUAACAUCAUCAUAUACAGUGCCUUGAAAGAGUAUUCAUACCCCUUGAACUUUUUCACAUUUUGUCACUCUACAACCACAAACUUGAAAGUAUUUUAUUGAGAUUUUUUUGUCAUAGACCAACACAAAGUAGCACAUAGUUGUGAAGUGGAACGAAAAUGAUACAUGGUUUUCAAAAAUUUAAACAAAUUAAAUUCUGAAAAGUGUGGUGUGCAUUUGUAUUCAGCCCCCAUGUGCCAUCUUUCGCUGUAGUUACAGCUGCAAGUCUUUUUGGGUAUGUCUCUACAAGCUUUGCACAUUUAGAGACUGAAAUUGUCUCUGACUAGCUUCCCUGUCCCUGCUGAAGAAAAGCAUCCCCACAGCAUGAGGCUGCCACCACCAUGUUUCACAGUGGGGAUGGUGUGUUCAGGGUGAUGAGCAGUGUUACUUUACCACCACACAUAGCGGUUUGCAUUCAGGCCAAAAGUUCAACUUUGCUCUCAUCUGACCAGAGCACCUUCUUCCAAAUGUUUGCUGUGUCCCCUACAUGGCUUGUGGCAAACUGCAAACAGGACUUUUUGUGUCUUUCUGUCAACAUGGCUUUCUUCUUGCCGCUCUUCCAUAAAGGCCAGAUUUGUGGAGUACACGACUUAUAGUUGUCCUGUGGACAGAUUCUCCCACCUGAGCUGUGGAUUUCUGCUGCUCCUCCAGAGGGACCAUGGGCCUCUUGGCUGCUUCUCUCACCAGUGCUCUCCUUGCUCAAUCUGUCAGUUUAGGUGGACAGCCAUGUCUUGGUACGUUAGCAGUCGUGGCAUACUUCUUCCAUUUUUGGAUGAUGGAUUGAACAGUGCUCCUUGAGAUGUUCUAAGCUCUGGAUAUUUUUUUAUAACCUAACCCUGCUUUAAACUUCUUCACAACUUUUUCCCUGACCUGUCUGGUGAGUUCCUUGGUCUUCAUGAUGCUCUUUGUUGACUAAUGUUCUCUAACAAAGCACUGAGGCCUUCCCAGAACAGUUGUAUUUAUUCUGAUACUAAAUUACACACAGGUGAACUCUAUUAAUUAAUUGGUUGACUUCUGAAGGCAAUUGGUUGCACUGUAUUUUAUUUAGGGGUAUCAGAGUACAGGGGGCUGAAUACAAUUGCACACCACACUGUUCAGAUUUUUAUUUUUUUAAACUUUUGAAAACCAUGUAUAAUUUUCAUUCCACUUCACAAUUGUGUGUUACUUUGUGUUGGUCUAUGACAAAAAAUCUCAAAAUACUUUUAAAUUUGUGGUUGUAGAGUGACAAAAUGUGAAAAAGUUCAAGGGGUAUGAAGACUUUUUCAAGGCACUGUAAUUGUGUCUGCCAAGCAUCAAGAUUAAUAUUGUUGAUGAUGUGAUCAAGACUAGACACGUGAUAUGAUGCAACAACUGUACAGUGUCAAGCAAAUGAACUACAACUAAAGAGAGUAUAUGCAGUCACACUCACACAUACACUCAGUAUCUGGCAGUUUUCCCUUGUGUUGCUUCAGCACUCAAAUAGGCUCUGUUUGUCUGCGGGGCUGGAAGCUGCAGUUUAUAAGAUCGCAGUUCUUAACCCACAUCAUCAGGACCUCUGUGUUGUGUGACACUUAGUAAGUAAGUAGAUAAAGUUUAUUUAUAGAGCGCUUUUCACAGAUAAAAAUCACAAAGGGCUGUACAUAAAAUAAGUGCAAUUGGAUAAACAUAAACGAUACACACAAAUACGAAUACAGUACAGUUGAGUACAGAAAUAAGUUCAGAUACAAAAGAUAAGUAAAAGAGACAAACAAAACCCUGUUAAUUGAGAGCUUGUCAAUUAAAAGAGUCUUCAACUGCUUUUUAAAAACAUCCACUGAGUCGAUCAAAUGAAGGGAGAUGGGUAGAUCGUUCCAGAGUCUGGGGUUAAUGGUCUUUAAGGCCAGGUCUCCCUGAGUUUUAAAUCGGGUCUUCGGCACCUUUAGGAGGUUCUGGUCUGAGUGUGUUGCACAACAAGUCAGUGAUGUACUGGGGGGCCUGACCAUGCAGCGCCCGGAAAGUUAGAACUAAAAUUUUAAGAUUAAUAUGAUAAUUGACCAGUAGCCAAUGAAGACGCAAUAAGACAGAGGUGAUGUGAGCAGAUUUGGGCAUGUCUGUCAGAAGUCUGGUGGCUGAGUUUUGGACAAACUGAUGUCUCUUUAUUGCUGCCUUAUUAAAACAAAUGAACAGAGAAUUGCAAUAACCAAUACGGGAUGAGAUAAACGCAUGAAUGAUCGAUUCAAGAUCUGGUUUCGACAACAUUCUCUUCACUUUAAAGAUAUUUCUCAGGUGAUUAAAAACAACUUUUGGUCAGCUGUCGCGAAUGAUGUGUACAGUCCAUGGUUGCACACGAAACAUGCAAUCAUACACACAAGAAGUAAUGCUAUUGUAAAUAACAAGGAUUUUAAAAUAGCCAUUGAAGAGCCUCUGGGUCUGCAGUCACAUGCUACUCACUAAAUUGGCUCUAGUCAGUCUCUAUGCAGCUUGAGCUUCAUCUGCCAGUUUUUUCAGGUGCAGCUGUAAAGUUCAUGGCAAAUGUAUUAUGAUGUCUUCAAUUUUUGCUUGUCAAGUGGCGCACAAUCAAGGGACUAAACAGGUUUCAGGUCACAACAAAGAAGAUGGUUAGGGCUUGAUUAUCCAGAGCUGUUGAGGAUGCAACAUUAGCCAAAACAAUCAGCUAGUCUCCUCCUAUUUGCUGUAAGCACCAGGUGUAUCUAAAGCCAGGUGCAUUUUUAUUUACACAGCAGAUUUCAGCCUCUCUAAUUUAGAUCGACCAGGCUUGGGCCAGCAUAUCAUUCACAGGACACACACAUGUCACUGUGUGAGUAAUGGCUUUGAGGGAUUCAAGUUUAAGAGGGACACUUAUUUACACAUAGGGUAAGGUUGUGUUACUUCAUCGAGUUCAAUCUCAACAUGGACAGACUUUUAAGUAUCUGAUAGGUGAGAUGUUUUUCACUGAAAUCCCAUGUGCUAAACAAUAAAGGUGGCUGAGCACAUUUGUUUCCUAAAUUUUGCUGCUGGAUCACAUGACUGUACUGCAUGUAAAAUGAACACAUUAUCUGUUGACAUGAUGUUUUUGUUUCACUGAUUGUUUGAGAAUCAUGAAAAAUGUACAAGCAAGUGUUUCUGUUACUGUGUGCUUCAUCUGAGAGAAUCUAGAUCACAGUCAGUACACAUGGCAGAGUGUUGGUCAGUCUCAGGCUAAAGUUUUGGGCCUGUACAGGCCUGUAGUGCUGGCAUCCUGACAUCGACCUUAAACUGAAACUGUAUUAUGGAGACCAAGGACACAGGAGCUCACUAACUCCAAGUACUCUGUCCUGUUAAAAAUCUCAGUUCAAAUGUACCAGCAGGUUUGUCCUCAUGAGUAGAACCACAGCUGUGUGUCUCUGUGUGUAUGAAACAAGCAGAGGAACAUGUGUCAUGAAUGUUUAUCUCAUGGACACUCUAAAUAUCAGAAAAGUACUACACCAUAGACUUAAGACCUUAGACCAGGAUUUAGUCGCAUCGGGACAAAAGCAGCAGACUAUCUCUCUGUCUAACUAUACUUUAUUUUGAAACCAACAUGCCCACGGGUGCUAAUGUGGGCGCAAGUGGCUUUGCUUUUCAUAAAAUGUGGAUGCAAGCCAUGAAAAUGACAACUGCAAUGAGGUUAAAAUAGAAGUGAUACUUGGGCUGGAACAGGGAGCUCUGUGCCAGGUGUGAGUUUAAUGUAAUGUUAGCCUGAAAUGGCCUUCAGAAUGAGCGUGUCUUUUUCUAUUCAGUGUAAUGGAUGAGUAUGAAUUUUGCUCGAGCUAAUUGGAUUUGGUUGCUGCUGUUAACUUUCUAAUAUUCAUUCUCUCUAUUCUUAGCAGCCUCUUUCUUUAUUGCUGAAGUGCUUUUCUGCAGUUCUGACAGGAUACCAGCAGCUAUGGAGAUCUUUUCUUUGAUGAUUUAACAUGUGCUUUGUUGUCCAAUUUCACAUCUUUACUUGAUUGUUUAAUGUUUAACGUAAAAACAUAUCAUCUACUUUGAUUAUAAAGUUCUGCUGUUUGAAUGCAGUAGUUUUACUUACCUGUCCUUUCCUCCUCCAUAGACAGACAUGCAGAGCUGGGAGGAGCAGAGUCAAGGAGCCAUCUACACUGUGGAGUAUGCAUGCAGGUGAGGAGCACAGUCCUGUGUUAUUGGAUUCAUCCAGCCACAUUGCUUUUGCUCUAUUGACUGCUAACACUUGAAUCAUUCUGCUGGAUUUUUCAGUGCAGUGAAGAGCAUGACGAACAGCAGCUUGUGUUUUAAAAACAUCGAUGGCCUCCUUCGUCAGGCCAUCAGCCUGAAGGAACAGAUCAGCACCACUCAAGGUCGCAGGUAGGAGGCAGUGAAGGACACCUUUAUGUUUACCUAACUCAUUACACACAAGUAAGGGAACUUCAAGGGUUUUUGUCACCUUGCUGAAUAUUUGUGCUACUAUCUCAGAGUGUUUACUGAUUUUUAAAGAAAGAGGACAAUUUUGAUCAGUCUGAGGCAAAAAAACAGCAACAUAAUUAAUGCCAAUGAUUGACAAACCAGAGGAUUAGUGUUUAUUCAAACAUUAUAUAUAUAUAUAUAUAUAUUUAUUUCAUGUUUGUAUUCUCCCUUUCCCCUACAUCAUAAUGAAUUACACCAGCUUUCAUUUGUUUCAUUUGCUCCUUCAUUUAUGAUCAUUUGUAUUGAUUACACUUUUGCCUUUCACUCUUCCAUUUUGUUUUAUUUUAUGACAUUCAUCCCCCGAUAACAGCAAAUCAUGUUCAGUCCACCUAUGAGCUCUCUGUGGUUGAUGGGAAAUUCAUGCUUUCUCUUUCAUUUGUCUGUGCUGUUUUUGUUUCCAAAUGACACCUGCAUGACACUUAAAGUGAUGUGACCCCCUCUCCCAGUCCCCUUGUCUCUGCUUCACAUGCCCCCUCCACUUCCUCAUGACAUCUGCACAGAGGUGUCCAAGGUUAGUAGUUCCUGCCAGGCGUGAUAUGAUCAUGUUCAGAUCUGUACUUUGUGUGAACUUACUUUCUUUGUUCUUGAAAUGUGUGGUAUGUAUAUUUAAUCACAACUGAAGUACAAAGUUUUUGUUUUUUUCACGAGUAGGAUUUUGUUUUUAUUCAGAUGACAUAAAGGCAUCCUACUUUGAAUCUAAGUUAAAUUUUCUAAAAUUUUAUUCAAGUUGAUAUGAAACACACAAACAUCAAAAAACAAAUCGGCAAAUAAUGCACAAAUAUUUGGCAAAAAGCUAACAUGUACAGCGGAAUAAAGUAUUUACAUUAUUAUAAUGAAAGCUUCAAAUUUAUAGGAUUGAUACUCUGUCAAAAUCGGUCUUUACAACGGCAUUUAAAUCAUGUUCAUUCAUAGAAAAUACUACAAACUAUAAAAGUUGUGCUCAGUAUGUUCAAAUCAAGAAUCUUUUACACUUUCAGAAGUAGAUCAACUGAGAGACUCGGGUGUGUUUUUCAGUCCAUGUUGUCAGGAAUCAGUCAAGGUGAAAAGCUUAGGGUCAAGGGGUAAAAAUUGACAGUUCUAUAUCUGUGUAAGAUGACGUCUCUGUUAGCGGUCUUCUUUUCAGUGUCUUUAUCCACACAUUCAGCUCCCUCUCUAUCACACAAGGGUUGAGUCUUUUGCUGUAAUCCCAGUCUUGCGAGCGAGAACACUCCUCAUCUCACUGUUGACCCCAUUCCAGGGUUUAGCCUGAGACUGCAGUAUACCAGAUUCCGUAGACAGGGUCCUGUGCAUUCUGGGACCACUGCCACCACUGCUGUAUCCAUCUUUAUCACUAGUGUGGCCCUGGGAUCCUCUAUCUGGCGAGUACUGUGGUUGCUGGUGUUUUUCUCGCUGUCUCGGGUUACUGUACUGAGGGUAGGACAUUGGAUGUUGGAUGUGAGACUCAUGCCGGUGUAUCCGCGGUUUGUCCACGCCAAUUUUAAGCUCACAGGGUCGGGGGAGAGGUUUGUUGCUACUCCCAUGAUCAUUCUCGUAAAGAGUGUCGAUACGGUCCGUCUUAUACUGCUUGGCACCACAAGUAGCUUUGACCAGAGAGUGGGUCACGACAAACAGGAGGAUUAAAAUCCCAGAGGAGAGUAUGCAAGCACUCGCGAUGCCAGUCUCCUGCUCAAAUAUCAGGAGCAUAAAGAUGGACAUAGCUGUGAAGGAAGAGAAAAAAGGACAGGGGGAAUAAAAUGUGAAUGUUUCAGUAACAUUUUCUCAAUGAGCCACAUUAUUUCAGUGCCUGAGUCCUUCACAAUGUUACAUGAAGCCUUCUGUUCUGGGAUGAGUUGUUUCUUUGUUGAAUUUACUUUGUUCCUGUGAUUUUUGAGCGGUAAAGCACCAGAAUCUUGAUGAAAAAGUUUCACCUCUUUGAGAUUUAUAUGAUUUUAAUGUAUCUUAACUUCCAGAAAAAGGACUAUGGACCCUGGCCCGAUGAAGGAAGGAGGUGAAAAGCACAGCUCCGGGAUGUGAUGGAUCUUCCUGAGUUGCUGGUGUUGCUUCCAUGGUCCCUUACUCUGCUACCUCUUGAUAGAGGCUGAAGAGGGGUCUUAAGGGCAACACCUCCUCAUUACAAUGGAGUGGCUGCCUCCAGUGACCCCCACCAGUGCAAGCCGCUCAGUGGAACAGAGCACCAGAGCACUGCCAGGGCCGGCAUUUAAAAACACUCAAGUCAUGGACGCUACUCAAAGAAUGCAUUGUUCUCGCUGGACAGAACAGGGAGUAAGCAGUUGAGCUGUUUUAGUCUGCUGCUGCUGGAAAUCCACAUUUUUGCCAAUGCAUGGACAAAAGUUGUCAGGUUUCUGUUGAUACUGUUGUUAAAAACUAAUGCCCAAAAAGUACUUCACAGUCAGAGCUAAUGUGUAUUCAUUGAAAACAACUUUUUUCGCCAAAAAAAGAGGUGUCCAGUUCUUAUCUGCAUUUUAGGAUGAGGUUUAUGUAUCAGCCUGACCGAACGAGAAGUUCCUAAGUAGGAGAUUCAAUAUCUUAUCAUCUCAAAUAACUUUUUUUUUCAGUUAUUUGUUCUUACCUGCCAAAUAGACUGAAACCCCAAGGCAGAAGAGUCCUAUAGCCACAUGUCGUAUAGACCUGCUGUCCAAAAGGAACCAGUCUGCUCUGUGGAAACAAAUGUCAUAUGUCAAAGUGGAAGCAUGUCUGCAGUUAAACUAACUACUUUGUUUUUUUCCUGUAUGGUAACUGGAGAUGAUUUAAAGCAUCAUUUCUGAACCAGGUAGUUUCUUUUGUGUGAGUUCAUGACAGCUUUUUUACUUAACAUUUCUUUAGUCCCUUUUUUGUCCAUCAGAAGUCAAGCAUUUUGAUUAUUAGUUAUUAAGGUUAGUCAAAAUGUUUAAAAACUUUGUAAAGCUCAUUAUUAUUCACAUUUCUUGGAAUGUCCCCUCUGUCAGGAGGGAGGUCCUGAGGAAUGUUGUUGAAUUUGUAAAGCGACGUGGGAACGGGCCAGCUACAGGCCGUGUGCUGGGUGCAUAAUAAGAGGAAGGCCAUUGUUUAGAUGGGAUUCAUAGGGGUUGAAAGGUGGGGGUCGAGCAAAAACACUGCAGUACGGGCCUCUGCACUCUGAUGACACAUGAGGACGGCCUCUUUAGGCUUCUGAAACUGCAUUUUUCUUUUGAUGAAACUUCAGAUGGGCUACCAGUAUCUGCUGCGGCCAACCGAGGAUAACCGAAGAUUGUGUGGGCACAGAAAAAAUGAAAUAAUUUUUGUUUUCUCCAGUACAUGAACUCAAAAACAGAAACCCAUGCAGGAUAAAAUGCAGUGACGUACUAUUUUAUCAUAACAACCAAUCAAAAUAAUAAUGUUAUGUUUAAUUGAGGUAAUGAUGAAGUCCUGGGUAAGAUAGUGCUUUGUAUAGUUUUGCUCUGACUAGGGCUGAAAGCUCAGGUUUAGCAUGUCUAAAUAAAAGGCUCACAUAUAGAGGUUGAAUUGUAUUACAAUGUGUAUUUUGUUGGCCAUUCAUUGCAUUUUGACAUCUUUAUAAAGUACAGCUAGGCUUCAUAACUUCUUUACAGCAUAGCAACUGUGACUUCUACUGAAAACAAGACAAUUUAAUGCAACAGUGAAUCUAGUUAGCCUCAUUAUGAAGUGUAAUGUUUGCCAGUGUUAAUGAACACGAGCUACUUAAGUGCUGUGUGUGCCAGACUAAGUAGAGUUGAGUCAGCAAAGCUCCCUUGUGAAUUAAAUUGAGAAAGAGGGGGAUUUAUAGUUUAUGAAUUAAUCCCUUAGGUUCAUAUCCUAGGAAACUUGGUGCUUUAUUUUGUUUAAACAUGUAUAGUCGUGCUGAAAAAGUCGAAAUAAACGGGAAGAAGCGGUUGAAAAUGGAUGGAUCGAUAUUGGCCCAAUAGCCUCCAUCGCAGGUGCUGUGUAAUUAAGACCUUAUAGCUUACUGACCGGAACUAGCUUAGCUCCGAAUUAUUUACAGCAAACGCAGCGCGAGAAAGUUGUACAAAGUGUGUGAAACGACCUUCAGGACAUUCAUAGUUGUUAAAUAAGAGUAAUAUGUGUACCUCUCAGUGUCGUGCUCUCCCCUGCAGACCUCUGUGGAGAAAUAGCUGUGGAGCAGACACACCACCACAGAGCUUAAAUUCAGUGUGAGGGACAGGGCAGAGAGCACCGCGGAGACGGGCAGCAGCACUGCCCAGACCGUGGGAGGUAUGGCCGCAGAGGUGGACGGGGGAGACUCCCUUAUUGCGAUCUGUUGAGACUGAAGCUGGAAAAUUAAAAUGACCGAUAAAACGGACAUGAUGGCUGAUAAAAUCCCCAGUAAAGACAGGACUAUGAGAGACCGCUGGCUGUACUUGAGUGUCAUGUUUAUCCCAAGGGUCCAGAGACAAAAAGAAAGUUUCCCUGGUCGAAGUUUUCAAAGCUCCUCUCCGGUGAUCCUACUCUGCAGCAUUACUUCGUGGUGGAGUUAAUGUUUGCUCGCUCCUUUCGGGAUGAAUAGUUUCCUCUCCAGAGUGGGUUUCUUUCUUUUUUUUUUUUUUACAGGAGCCUAGUUUCUCCUGCUGUUGUUGUUGAGCGCCCCGCUGCCCUCUCCGAGCAUGUGAUGUGCUUUAAAUCCCCAGAUUAAAAACUUCGCAACAACAAU